Blepharisma stoltei is the source of this 1587-nucleotide messenger RNA. The record is from the annotation of a GenBank genome assembly. NCBI's taxonomy places the organism in Eukaryota, Ciliophora, Heterotrichea, Heterotrichida, Blepharismidae.
AUGAGCCGAUUAAAGCAUGACAUCUUAGAAGUUCUGCUACCUACUUCCAGAUCAAUAAGAGAUCUAAAAUUGUCGAAAAUCUCAAGGACAUCAUCUGUGCUUCCUUCUCUUUCAGCUCGUAAAGAGAGGAAAAAAAGAGGACAUUCCAAGUCUGAAGGUUUCAACAUAUAUAAAACUCAGGAAAUGAAUAAGUCAAAAGCCAAAGGGUUUUCGUAUUAUUUUAUUGAUAUAUAUUUUACAAAUAAAGUAUUAUGUGAAAAAAUUAGUAUUAAUAAAAAAUAGAAUAUAAAGAAAUCCCGGAAGAAGAUUACCAAGCCGAAUACAUAAUAAACGAAAAUCUAGCCAAAAACUACAACAAAAAGGAUGGAAAGUAUACCAGUGAGUUUGUUGGGAUUGUUGCGAUACCCAGAAAUACAUUUCAGCUGGCAAGCUCGAUUGUGGAAAAUAUCAACGAAAUAAAACCCCAACCCAAUCAAAAACCUCACGAAGAAGUAAAAUUACCGGAAGCGUCGAAAUACCAUUUAAGCCAAAAAAUCGAGUUUUUUAAGUCGAUCAACUUCACCCACCACAAAUCAUCAAGCGAUGCUCAGAUUCAUAGGCAUGCUUAUAACCAAGACGUAAAAAAUUUUAUUACCCUCCCCUUCCAAGCGAACAAAAAAAUAUUUUUUUUCGAGAUUUCGUAAAACUGAGAAGUUAAAAUUAGUUUGAUUUGUACAAUUUAUGCUAUAAAAUCCAAGCUGCUUAAAUUUAAACAGAAUUAGCUAGAGAUUUCACUAUAAUAAUUAUCACUUAUAUAUCAAAAUAAUUUUUCAUAAAAAAUUUUCUAUUAAAAAAAUUUUUGUUAACUCAGAUUUUUCCAAUUUUUGUUCACUCACAGAGAGGAGUUAGAGCUUGCAAAGAAGGUGAUGAAACCCUCGUUUAUACAUAUCUCGCAAAGGAGAAAAGUUUAGCAUAUUCCUAUGAUUUAUUAAAUAUGACAGGUCUGCACUGGGCAGUUCUAAAUUGCUGUCUACAUUUGAACGAACUAUUAAUAAAUUUUGGAAUUAGCUUAUUUGAAUUGGGACAAAAUUCUAGUUUUCCAAUAUAAAAUUUAUAUUUGAAAAUAAAUAACUUUCAUAUAGCUUGAUGGAGCAGAUAGUUUAUUUAAAGUUUGCGAAUCAACUUUUCAACAAAAAAUAAAUUAAUAUAUUUAUAUUUUUACUUUUCAAAAAUUGUAUAUAAAUAUUUUUAAUGAACUAUUUUUCAACAAAAAAAUUAAAUCAUGACUUAUUUGUUAAAUUGAAGGUAAGAGGGAAUUUUGAUAUAAUGAAAAUCCUUUUAGAUUUACCUGGACUAAUUGAUGUUGUUGACCAUGUAAUUUUUAUAUAGUUUAAAAGAACAGCCCUUCAUUUAGCUAGCAGGACUGGCAAUGAAAAAGCUAUAAGAAUGCUUGUGGAGCAUGGCGCGAAUCCUAAUAUAUAUAGCGAAGGAAAUAAGUUGGCGAUCGAUUUAGCAAAAAAUGAAAACAUCAGAGUUAAUUUGAGAAAAUACAUGAAAUCGUUAAUCUGAAUAAUUACAGUUUUAUGCUUUUUCCCAUUUUUCUUUUAA